Messenger RNA from Eubalaena glacialis (North Atlantic right whale), 1389 nucleotides. RefSeq names its product TATA-box binding protein associated factor 7 like (gene TAF7L). Gene Ontology annotation, biological process: transcription initiation at RNA polymerase II promoter; RNA polymerase II preinitiation complex assembly. Gene Ontology annotation, cellular component: transcription factor TFIID complex. Lineage: Eukaryota; Metazoa; Chordata; Mammalia; Artiodactyla; Balaenidae. The transcript is spliced from 13 exons. The record is from RefSeq and is a predicted model, not a curated record. Bases 1 to 1389 code for a protein of 462 amino acids. Gene Ontology annotation, molecular function: RNA polymerase II general transcription initiation factor activity.
AUGGAGCGCCCGAAGGGACGGCGCCGCGGUUCCUCAGGAAAUGAUUUAACACCAACUUCAACAUCAGAAGUAACGAGCCUCCGAUAUUCCCAAACUGCCGUUGACCGUAGAGCUCAAACUGCCGGCGGUCUUGGCGCCCAAACUGCCAUUGGUCUUGGCGCCCAAACUCCUGCCAGCUAUGGCGCCCAAGCUCAUGCCGCCAUCGGCAACCAGGCUGCUGCCAGAACCCCUCUGGAAAACUUACGAGAAGGGAAAGAGAUGAGUAGAAGCCAGGAUGAACCUCCUUGCGAACUUGAGGACCAGUUUAUAUUGCGUCUGCCUCUGGAACAUGUUUCUACUGUCAGGAAGAUAGUACGUUCUGGAAGUGCUGCCAUGAAGGAUAAACUGAAAAUUGACUUACUUUCUGAUGGACGUCAUGCAGUUGUUGGGGUUGAAGGUGUCUCACUAUCUGCUAAGCUGGUUGAUUUGCCUUGUGUUACUGAAAGCCUGAAAACUCUGGAUAAAAAAACCUUUUUUAAAACGGCAGAUAUUUCCCAGAUGCUUGUGUGCACUGCUGAUGGUGGUGUCCGCUCUCAUCCUGAAAAACUGGUUACCUCUACUGAUCAUAAAGCAAUCAGGAAAAGUGAAAAGGAGAGACAGAAAAAAUAUAUCUGGAAGCAUGGCAUUACUCCACCACUUAGGAAUGUCAGGAAGAGAAGGUUCUGCAAAACAACAAAAAAGGUCCCUGAUUUCAAACAAAUUGAAGAAGUCAGCUCUCCUGAGCACGUUGACUCUCCUGAUGUGGAGAAGCAAGUGAAAAGACUGCUGUGCUCAGAUACUGAAGCUGUCAGUGUCCGAUGGGAGGUCGUUGCUGAAGGUGAAACCGAGGAAAUAGAAAGUCAAGGCUUCAUUCCAGGCUUUGAGAUAGCCUCAGAAAUGAGUGGCUAUAAGCAGCGUCAUACCUCACCAGAAUAUGGUGCGUUUCGGGAGAUGGUCAAUGACUCUAGCAGUAACAGUGAUGAAGUUGAGGAUGAUAAGGAGGAAGAUGAAGAGGGAGAGGAUGACUAUGAUGAUGAGGAUGAAGACAAGAAAGAGGAGGAAGAUCGUUAUGAGGUGUAUAUAGAAAGGGAGCCACAGGCCAAAUUCAUUGAAUCUGGCCAGUAUGAGGCAAAGGAGGGAACCAGCUCAAUGGUCAUGGAAAUUCAGAAGCAGACUCAUUACGUGGAGAAAAAGCUCCAAGAGAUUCAGCGCAAAGCACAAAGACAGAAGGAGCUCGUUAUGAAAGUGGAAAACCUAACGCUCAAGAGUCAUUUACAGUCUAUGCUGGAGCAGCUUAAGCUACAGGAAAAACAAAAAAAUGAGCAGCUCAUUUCUCUACGGGAAAAACUGAACUAUUUUCUGAAGGAUUGA